Molecule: messenger RNA, 1056 nt
Organism: Corticium candelabrum
Lineage: Eukaryota; Metazoa; Porifera; Homoscleromorpha; Homosclerophorida; Plakinidae
Product: CD63 antigen-like
Exons: 8
Coding region: 52-780 (242 amino acids)
Cellular component (GO): plasma membrane
Source: RefSeq, a predicted model, not a curated record
CACAUGCGUAAUAUUGUCCGGGCUACUAGGCUGUCUAAUUAGUUUCUCAGGAUGUGCGACAAAAACAUGGGAAGCUGCGGGAAUUUCAUCAGGCUGCUGCUUUUUCUCUUUAAUCUGAUUUUCUGGGUUAUUGGAAUUUUGAUAACAGUGUUUGGUGCCAUGAUCUACAUCCAAUAUGGGGCAAUUGUAAAGCUGGAUCUUGACAACAAAUACGGAUGGUCAAUAUCAAUGCCAGUAUUAAUCAUUGCAGUUGGCUGCAUCGUUUUUCUUGUGGCUUUCUUUGGCUGUUGUGGAGCAAUUCUAAAGAACCGUUGCCUUCUUUUUACAUUUGCUGUUAUAUUGAGUUUUCUAUUUCUUGUAACUCUGGCUGCGGUCAUUCUGGCUUUUGUGUACAAGGACAAGAUCAAAGACGAUCUUGGUACUGUGAUGAAUACUACACUCAGUGAGUAUGAGACCAAUGAAAAGAUUAAUAAUGGUUGGAACAGUCUGCAAGCCGAUUGGCCAAAAUGCUGUGGGAUUAACGAGCCACAGGAUUGGAUAAGAGUGAUUGACAAGAUUCCUGAGAGCUGUUGUAUUGAUGCAUCUCUUGACUGUACAAAUCCUGGCUCUGAUAAUGUUCGGCAAAACGGAUGUCUAGGUGAUAUCCAUGACACUAUCGACAAUCUCUGGACAUCUGGAGCGAUCAUAGCAGCAGCACUGUUGCUUAUUGAGUUAUUGGGUGUGCUGAUGGCUUGCACAUUGGCUAAAGACAUCAAGGCGUCUGAAUACGAAAUUGUCUGAUUCGUCUUGUUUGCAGCUGUUGUUGAGAUUGUGCACUUUGAGUGCAAUGAUUGGAUGGAAUUCAUAUUAUGUCAUAUUCAUUCUAACUUAUUUUUAUAAACGUUUGAUAUUAAUCCCGUCUAUGUUGUUUCAUCAUUUUUUAAAUGUUUUGGCUAUGAAUUGAAUUGUCAGCCUUGAGAUUCUAAAUUUGGUUUUUGAUUAAAGUUGUAUUUUUACUGUUUUCUUAAACUAUGUCAAUUAUAAAUGGUAUGCACUUGCUGUGUGUUAGACAUCACA